This is a messenger RNA of Penicillium canariense, 723 nucleotides long. RefSeq lists its product as uncharacterized. The transcript has a single exon. NCBI's taxonomy places the organism in Eukaryota, Fungi, Ascomycota, Eurotiomycetes, Eurotiales, Aspergillaceae. The record is from RefSeq and is a predicted model, not a curated record. The coding region runs from base 1 to 723 and encodes 240 amino acids.
AUGGCGUCGUCUCCCUACAAUAACCGCCUGGCGGGUUUGAACGUCCAGACCAACCAGGACGGCUGGGUAUACCCCUGGACUCCUGCCAACACUACAGCACCUGCACUAUUAAUGCCAGGGCAAAGUGGCUCACCUACGAGCCGUCGAGCAAUUCCUGCUCCACUUCCGUCUACUGGGGUCACAUCCAAUGACCCAAUGCUGCAUUCACCACCCUACGGUCCACACCCUAUUCCGUGGGGGAUCAAUGCUAGCCCGAUACUUGUUCCUAAAACUGCAGCUAGUCCUCCAAACGAGCCAUGGGUGAGCUGGGACAAUGCCUCUCAGUGCAGCCCCCCAUCGCAGGGAAAUCCACCACCCGGUCUGUCCUUCCUCUCGACCGGGACACUCUCCCAAACUACCGUCGACGAACGUACGGCCGUCGGUGGGGGUGGGCAGGAUUCCCAUGCUUGCUGCCAUACCAGCUAUGCUGAGUACGUUUGGGUGGAGGAGACACUUGACUUCUCGCAUUCUGACUGUAUCUUAGACGGCCUACGUCCAGCCAGUUCAAGUGCAGAUGGGCAGGCUGUACGUACGCGGGAGCUUUCACCCGGGAAACAUGCCUAUGGCGACACAUCAAAUCUACGCAUGUCUCUCCCGGCAUGUUCAAAUGCCCCGACCCUCAAUGCAACAAAACCUUCGGUCGGAAAGACAAGUACCAGAGUCAUAUGCGACAAGCCCAUAUGA